CAAUGAUCGCCUCUAUCACAUUCACUGUGGGAUCUGUACAGGAGCAGAGGUGGACAAUAUGGGGGAGGAACCCGAUGUCACGGUCACCUUUGAAGGUUUUGAAAUUACAUGCAGUCCACCUGGUUCUGAUAUUGAGGAUAAGGAACAAAACAUAGAAAAUUAACCUCUACAUGCUUAAGAGAUGGAAGAUUUCAUGAUACAGAUGAUGUGAUAGGUCAAGCAGUUGAUGAUGCAGGCGUGCAGAGGUUGAUACUGAUACUGGGGGAGCAGGCUAAUCUGGUGAAGUAUGGCUCUGAGAACAAGCAGAAGUCAAACCACAGCUACACUUACAGUGGGAGAUAUUCCUCCUCUUCUAUCAUACUGCAUUUGCUGGAAUAUGAGGGACCACAGAUAUUUCCCUGUCAACUAUGCAGAUACAAAGGUGUUUCAUUCCAAAGCUGGUGGAAAACAAGGCAAAUCACAACACUCCAAAAAUCACAUCCAUUCAACACAGUACUCCAAGAACACAGCAUUUGAAUACAACAGUCCUGCAAACAAAUCAGUUCAUGUCAGGUUCAACCCAUGUGACAAUUUCUUGGAGACAUACAAGCUGAUAAAGUCCCACUGCAACGAACAUUUCGGUGGUGGGGUGUACAAAUGCAGGAAGUGUCACAAGAUGUUCAGGCUGUUUCCAGACCUCAACACAGCAGAGAGACAUGUUCGCAUCACCAAAGAGGAACCUAGAAGGGAUAAGUGUGGGGGUGAUCAUUGACUGCUUUUUGUCUGAGACUUCCAAAAAGCAGUCGCAGUAUGUCUGUAUGGCAUUAUCACUAUCAAAGAACCUCAUAACUAUGACUUCAAUAUCACCACAAAGCACACAGCAUGUUAUAAGCUGUCUGUUAAAAAAAAAAGGCAGACAGAUGUUGAUGAUCAUUGUAUCAUGUUGAGACAUUGUAAGUAUGUAAAGAUAAUAUAACAGAGAAAACAA
Haliotis rubra (blacklip abalone) is the source of this 967-nucleotide messenger RNA. RefSeq lists its product as uncharacterized. Lineage: Eukaryota; Metazoa; Mollusca; Gastropoda; Lepetellida; Haliotidae. The record is from RefSeq and is a predicted model, not a curated record. The coding region runs from base 287 to 751 and encodes 154 amino acids. The transcript is spliced from 2 exons.